AUGGCUAGUUACCUCAACACCAACACGCGAACAACGCUCAGCCCACCCCGGCCAUCAUGGGUCGACUUGGGCCAUUUCGGGCUGCCCAACUCGAUGGAGGCCACCGGCUAUGUACCAUACCUGAUGGCUAUUAUUCUGGUAGCCUCAGCAAUGGCCGUUUCGCUACGUAGCAACAAGUUGUCUACGUUUCCAGUUAUUAAUGCUUCCAAGAACGAGUAUCUAAGAAGCGGAAGGGCAAUGUUGGCCAGGGGUCUGAAGGAGUUUGGCGGAAAGCCUUUCAGAGUGAACACCGGCCUUGGUGGCGGAGUCAUUAUACUCGAUCACAGCGUUAUGCCGGAAGUCCGAAAUGACGUCCGUUUUGAUUCAACGAAAUUUCUGCUUCAGUACUGGCAAGCGGGGAUCCCGGGAUUUGAGCCUUACAUUGCUCUUGGGACUGAGAUUUUGCACAAUGUAAUCAAAUGGAAUCUUACACCUGCUGGUAUCGCCAAGCUCAACAAGCCGUUAUCUGAUGAGGCGAACGCUGCCUUGAGAGAUAUUUUGACAGACGAUGAAGAAUGGCAUGAGGUUCUCCUCGGCGAUGUUAUCAUCCGAAUCGUUGCACGAGUGUCCUCCGUCAUCUUUCUUGGUCCGGAGCUGUGCCGAAACCCCGACUGGCUGAAAAUCACAGUAGAUUACACUAACAAAGCAACAAAUGCAGCCAAGGUUUUGCGGCGGUGGCCUGUAUUUCUCUAUCGCAUCAUCCACUGGGUUCUUCCCGAAUGCCAGGAAGUUCGUAGUAUGCUAGUGGAAGCUCGUCAAAUCAUCGCGCCAAUCCUAGAGAAACGCCGUGUUCAAAAGGCGGCAGAUCCUAAUCUGGAAUACCACGAUGCCUUGGACUGGUACGAGACCGCAGCAAAGAAAAUGGGCGUUGACUAUGACCCCGCGGAUCAACAGCUGGCACUCAGCAUCUCUGCAAUUCUGACUAGCAACGACCUCAUGUCCCAGAGCAUCAUGGACCUUUGCAAGCAUCCGGAGAUGUUCGAGCCUCUUCGGAAUGAGAUUCGGUCUGUUCUUGGGGACGGUGCGUGGAAACCUACCAGUCUCUACAACACAAAGCUUCUGGAUAGCGCACUCAAGGAAACCUUGCGCUUGAAGCCUGUUGCAGCCGUGGGACUCGGCCGCAGAGUCAUGGAAGAAGUCCGCCUCAAGGAUGGCACAGUUCUUCCCCGAGAUUCUGGCAUUGCCGUCAAUGCUGAAAAGAUGUGGGACCCCGAGAUCUACAAGAACCCGCGAGCAUAUGAUGGAUACCGUUUCCUGCGACUGCGGGAAGCUUCUGAACAGGGAGAAAAGACCUCGCAGUUGGUCAGCACUUCGCCCGAACACCUUGGUUUCGGGCUCGGCAUCCAUGCUUGCCCCGGUCGGUUCUUCGGCGCCAAUACGGUGAAGCUGGUCAUGUGCCACCUGUUGCUCAAGUACGAUAUCGAGCUGGCGGAGAAUGCAAACACCAAUCCUCUUGAGUUUGGGUUUUCUAUGCUUGCGAAUCCCACUUCAAGGGUUCUCGUCAGGCGCAGAAAGGAGGAGGUGAACUUCUGA
This is a messenger RNA of Colletotrichum orchidophilum, 1572 nucleotides long. Its product is annotated as cytochrome P450. The transcript has 5 exons. Lineage: Eukaryota; Fungi; Ascomycota; Sordariomycetes; Glomerellales; Glomerellaceae. Bases 1 to 1572 code for a protein of 523 amino acids. The record is from RefSeq and is a predicted model, not a curated record. Gene Ontology annotation, molecular function: iron ion binding; oxidoreductase activity, acting on paired donors, with incorporation or reduction of molecular oxygen; monooxygenase activity.